AUGUUAAAUAAGGAGCACGAGGCACGAGCGGACACAGACACCGCCGCUCGUCGAACACAACGAGGUAUCGUCGAAACGAAAACAACAAACAGGAGAAACCGAUCCGGAGCUCCGACGAACGCGAUCGAGCCCGACGCCCAGACGAGCCCCGAGAGAGAGCAGACGACAACAAAGAGCAUGCUAUAUACGUGUCCGUGCACCGAACCAACCACGGCGAACGCAAAGGCGAACGGGAAACACGAGCCCGCGCGGGCAAGCGCGGCGUAUAUACAGUACGUACCGCGUAGGUAUCGCUCGGCAGCGUAUCGUAUAUUGGCGAGGGCGAAUUCUCGACAGUCGCUCGCACAAAGGCAAGAAGUAAAGCGAAAACAAAAAAAAACGGAGAAGUUCAAAAGGCAUAAAGAAAUCGAGAAACCGGAACAUCACAACGAAACGAAAAGGGAUGACGGGGAACGGAACGAGGGGAAACACCGAAGCCGGCGGGGACUCCUGCAAGCUGCGCUGCUUGAGCCCCGGGAAUUAGAAGCACAUAAAAGGCCUAUGUGUGUAUGUAUGUAUGUACGAACGUAUGCAUGAGUAGGAAGGAUAUGAACAAACGUUGGCCGAGUCGAUAC
Heterobasidion irregulare TC 32-1 is the source of this 614-nucleotide messenger RNA. RefSeq lists its product as uncharacterized. The coding region runs from base 1 to 576 and encodes 191 amino acids. The record is from RefSeq and is a predicted model, not a curated record. The transcript has 2 exons. Lineage: Eukaryota; Fungi; Basidiomycota; Agaricomycetes; Russulales; Bondarzewiaceae.